GAAGGCGGUACGGAGGGAGCGCAGCGUGUUGACGUAACAGACUUACGUGCCUCUGCUAUAGCUCAGGAGAAGAAACUACAGUCACACAUUGUGCAUCCAUGUUGCAGGUCCGCGGUGGAGAGCAGACACCCUGCGGCAAAUACACAGGAGGGUCCGGAGGAUAACGGCUGCCGCUUGCAUCGUCCCCUAAACUGUUUUGGUUUUCUAUAUACGUUAUUUAUUUUCUGAGUCCUCUCCUCCCUGAGCACCAGGGGAUGGGGGAAUGAUCAGCACCGACACCCCUCCGCUACCUCCUCCUGCUCCUCCUUCGGUCGGUGUCCGUAUCCCCUCUCAGUCGCCGGAGCUCUGCCCAGGAUGCGGGCCCCGCUUCUCGGCCAGGCUGUGGUGUGUGCGGCCCUGUUGGCGCUGAGCACCUGCUUGACAGGGUCUCAUCUGUGCCCUCGGAGUUUAGACUGUGCCCGGGCAGGACGACACUUUUGCGAGCCGGGCAGCGCACAGUGCGGCCCAUGCCUGCGCCCUCUGGUGGAGAACUCACAUGGCCGCUGUGUGGUCAAAAGGAGGCAUGUUCUUCAUUCAGCUCAGUCCGUUAAAGGUAUGGUGAGCACUUACCCUGAACUGGAUGAGGAGAUCGACAUCCUCUCUGCCAUCAUCAGUGAACAGAGAACUGAGUCCAGGCUGCCAGCUCCACCCUCCCAGGACAUCUCUACGCCAAAAUCCAAGCAGCUCAGUGAGCCCGGCACAGCCCACAGAGCAUCUACCACAGAGCAGCCUACGAGCCAGAGCGUCCCAUUCACCAGCAUGGCUCCACCCACCACCACAAACCACACCCCUGCUCUUCUCAGCGAGCCCAUCUUCCUCCCCUACCUCUCUAAUGACCAUGUCUUCAUCAUCAUGAGCAGCGUCUUCAUCGUAGCGGGUUCACUGGCUUUGAUCAUGGCAGGGGCCUGUUGGGUCAGAUUGCAGAAAGUUGUGCGUCUAACUCAGAGGAAUGACUUCCCUGUAUAUGGACUGAUGAGAGCUCAAACCUUUGACAAUUUGCCUGGGGACAAGAACCUGGCCCAGAGUGCCCAGAUGUACCACUACCAGCACCAGAAGCAGCAGAUGCUCUCCCUGGAAAAACAGAGGGAUGAGCCAAAAGUUCCUGACUCAGGAGCAUCAACAGAUGAGGAGAACGAGGACGGAGAUUUCACAGUAUAUGAGUGUCCUGGAUUAGCACCUACAGGGGAAAUGGAGGUGAAAAACCCGCUGUUUGAUGACUCCACCCUUUACUUUCAGAGGUUCCACAAGUAAACUUGGACAUUGAGACGUUUCACACUCGAAUGCAGCACUUGUGUGUACAAAUAGUUGCAUUUACACACAUACACACACUCCACAUACACUCAUGUGCUCAGUCCAACCCUUUUAAUGGACAAGAUGGAGAGUGUAAGGUACAUGGAGGAGGAGUGAAGCGUUCAUGGACAAAUUAAGGAUAUCACAGGGCUGGUUUUUUGUUUGAAGCAGGGACUGAUUAUGGGACCAAUGUCUCCCAUUCUGCAGCCACUUUCUGUUCUAUCAUCACUCUUUUUUCCUAUUGUUGUUCACAAAUGUACAAUCAGCCAAAACCUAAGAACUUAAAAUGACUUCUGUCAGGUAGCAAACACGCAUAUUGAAUAAAAUACCCUUUGUUAAUAGAGAGUCCAGUACAAUGGACAGUUUUCUGAUGCCACUGAGCUAUGACUAUUUCUAUCUGUUCAUUGACAGAUCUUCAUGAACAUCCAUGUUUAUUAAUCAGUAAAUAGUCAUUAAUUCACUGUGUUCUCACUACAUGCUUGGUUUCAUUUAAUUAUUUUGAAAAAGAAAUGUGAAUUGUGAUUUCAUGAACACACCAUGCACCAUGCAGCACCAUGAUCUUCAUCAGUAUGUUAUGUAGCCAUUGUAUUCUCAGUCUAGUUCCUCUAUGCAUGAAUUGAUGAUGCUGUGUUAUGAAACCUGAGAGUCAAUAUGCAUUUACAGUUCUUACAAGUUUCUUGUGCAAAUUUGCUAAUGAUAAUUAUAUAUAUAAUAUUAGGGGUGUCACGAUUCUCCAAAUCCAUGAUUCGAUAUGACUUUCGAUUUCAAUCAAGUCUUGAUUUGUAAAGAUCAACAGAUCACUGGUUUUAUGUCUGACAACAGUCAUUCAUAUUUUCAAAUUCUUCUUGAAGUGUGAUUAAAAAAAAAAUUGGGGGGGUCCACACUAAGACACGCGUUCGUUGUUGACAUAACUGACGGGGAAGGCAAAAUGUUGCCACACCAGUUACUUCAGGGAAGCAGGAGGAUUUUCCACUUCUGUUGUUUCUCCAUUGUCUGUAACUCCGGCAGUGGCCAUGGUGUCUCGAAAAGUGCAUCUGCUGGCUACCAGUAAGCUACGCUGUGUCGUCUUUGAAGUGGUGUUGUUUUUUUCGUCAACGCGUGCCAGACACUCGCAAGUAGGCGGGGGGAGAGAAAAAAAAUACUGGAAGAAUCGUUGAUGCUGCUUUUGAUUUUGAAGGUCGAAAUCGAAAUCUCAUUUCGAUUAGAUUUUUAAUUUAGAAUCAAAGUCGUGACCCCCUAUAUUAUAUAAUAUAUACAUAUAUAUAAUAUAUAAUAUAAAAUCUUGAAUGAUUUUGAAGGAAUUUGAAAUUUCUUUACCUAGAACUCUGAAACAGAGUGAGUCCAUCCUGUAUAUAUGGUAUCUAACUAACAUGGCUUGUCCCCAUGGUUUUGUGAUCUAUAAAUAGCUGCUAACGUGUACAGGGAAGAGAUCUUACCUCUCACUCAGUGUGUUCGUAAACAUGUUCCUCUAAAUUCCUGAGUGCUGUGUCAAAUAUUGAACUGUUGUUUGUUUCCUUAUUGUUGACUAUAUUUGCAGGGUUCCUAUACAUGUGGAAAGGACAGGAAAUGUCUCAGAAAAGUAGUGAUGUCCAGGUUUUGAAAACAUUUGAUCCCCUCUAUUUGUUAUUGUGCAUAAUAAUUUUUAACUGAAGUGUAAUAGUUUUGUAGAUUAAGGGGAAAGCAGAGAGUAUCCUGCACACUAUAACAUAGCUCCUGAAUUUUAUUAGAAGUGAACAGGCAACGUUUCAAUCCGACUACCAAGUCUUGAGAAAAGGGCAAGGUCUAUGUAGCUAUAAAAUUGAUUACAUCAUGCUGACAUCAAGGACAACCAAUCACGCAAAAUGAUUUAGAUAAAUACUUUCAAUAUGACGAUAUAUUGUCAUAAAACAAAUUAGUAUCAUAGAAAUCACAAAAACUGAUACAUGGACAAUAUUUAAAUAUAUUUGAAUAUAUUUCAAAGAGGGGACACAGCGUAAUAUCACAACAUGGUCCAAGAUUAAAUAGACCCCAGUGGCUAGAAAACUAAUGGGAAAGGAAAUGUAGGACAUAUGAUUACAGUUACAGGAGAUGCGGCCACAUUCACACAGUCUGAUUUAGAAUUUUAUAUUCAAUUUCAUUAUCAGUAUGACAGUGUUCAGACUACACUGAAAAGUUCUUUUGGAUUUUCAGUGUAGUAUAUAAUUCAGAUUUUUACAUUUUGAUUUUGUCAUACACAAAUAGCACUUAAAUGAAAAUUACAUUUAACAUUGGCAUCUGUGGACAGUGUGCGGCUAUAAGGAAUGCACAAAUCUAACUUUGUCGUUUUUUUUAAAUGAUGGUAUUGGCACUGUUACCCAUAUGAUGGAUUGGAUUGGUGCAUCCCUAAUGGAUAUUCUCUGCUUUUUCCUUUACUGAAGCUGCUAUCCUCACCUGGCCUAAAUACUGUAUAGGACUGGAUGUGCACAACUACCUUUCUGACAGUCAUAUUGCUCCAUUGCAUAGAUCAUAGAUUGUAUUACACACCCAGGAUUAUUCUUCAGCUCCAGUGACAGAUGUUUGGCAGGGAAGCAGUGCAGGAACCCUGGAUGUAACUGUGGCCUCUCACUGUCGUCUCUCAGGAAAGCCGCUCAUUAUGGCUCCUCUUCAGCCUGCUCCCACUGUCUCAGCUUCUCAGCUCUCCCACAGUAGAGGAGUAUGUUAAACUGUACUUGACCUGCCUACAUACACAUACAUGAGUCUCAAUAUGUAAAAAGAAAUAUCUACAGCAGAUACCAGGGAGUAUUAACACUGGAGAUCUUUAACUGUGUUGUAAAGACUGUUUUACUUAAACCUACCGAGCUUGUGGAACAAAAUGAAGGACAAUUUAUUAGUUGGUGGAAUGAGGGAUUACCAGAAAAGAUACAAUUCUCAUGUUGUUUACCUUUUUUAAAUGUUCCAUAACUCUGCUAUCCCUUCACCAGUGCUGAUAGCUAAACAAAAAACAAGCUGGUUGUCUUGUUUUGGUCUUUCUCUCUUUUUUUGUGAAGGAACUCUAGAACAGGUAACUACCCAAGAUAGCUAUCUUUGAUACAGACUACAUGAGUUCUUUACACUAAGGAGAACUUAUUUACCACCUUGUUUAGCAUGCAUGUGGAUAUACCAGAGCUGAAAUGAAAGAAAUAAAUAUUUAUAUAAUCUGAAGUGAAA
Molecule: messenger RNA, 4494 nt
Organism: Siniperca chuatsi (mandarin fish)
Lineage: Eukaryota; Metazoa; Chordata; Actinopteri; Centrarchiformes; Sinipercidae
Gene: npdc1b
Product: neural proliferation, differentiation and control, 1b
Exons: 9
Coding region: 355-1290 (311 amino acids)
Cellular component (GO): membrane
Source: RefSeq, a predicted model, not a curated record